GUAAGAAGGGAAAAGUUGAACUGGGUAGUUUCACAGCGAGCAGAGAGGCAUUUGAGUCAGGGCACACAUGCCUCAGCUGUGAGAGGCCCUACUCCCCUAGGCUGGCUGGCAUCCCAGAGCAGAGGCAGAGAGAGAGAGUGAGAGACACACACAGAGUGUGAGACUGAGGGUGAAGAGAAAGUUUCAGUGUAAAAGUAGGUUAGGAAGAAGCAAACAAGUGGUUGAGAAAGUUGUCUGAGAGAGAAGAGAAAGGAUUAGAGUUGUGAGCAGCGUGGCUCCUGCAGGUUGUUUUUCACUAGUGUAUUUUUAUCUGUAGUGAGUGUGCAGACAGUUUGUAUUUAGAGUUGACAGCCAUGGCGGAUACAGGUGUCAAGAAGGAGCACGCAGCCCUAGAAGAAGUGCCUUAUGAUGACGAUGAGGUAGCCCUGGUGGGUGCUGCCACUGAGCCUGCAGUAGAUGAUGACGACCCUGCUGGGGAGGUGGACAUGCUGCUGACCACUGGCUCUGGAGGCAAGAGUGAAGCACAGAUGAACGGGGCCAUGGUUCUGUCUCUGCUAGACAAGAUCAUCGGGGUGGUAGACCAGAUCCAACACACCCAGAAUGGGCUCGAGGCCCGGCAGGAGGCUAUGGAGAAGUCAGUGUCAUCCAUUCAAGGGGAGCUGGCAAAGUUGUCCAAGAACCAUGUUGGCACGACCAACACUGUCAACAAAAUGCUGGAAAAGGUGCGCAAGGUCAGUGUCAACGUGAAGACGGUGCGCAGCAACCUGGAGAAGCAGGCAGGUCAGAUCAAGAAGCUGGAGAGCAACGAGAAUGAGCUGCUCAAGAGACGCAACUUCAAAGUCCUCAUCUACCAGGAUCAAGUAAAGCCACCAAAGACGUCCAAAACCGAGACAGUCGCUGAAGGUAAAGCUGUGGAGGGCCUUGAGCAGAUACCUGAGGAGGGACGAGAAGGACUCCCAGACAAUCUGAAUUCAGAUGAGGAGGUGGAAAUUGAAGAGAUAAUCGAGGAGUCUCGUACCAAGCGCCUCCAGCGCAGCACCAAGCAGCAAGUGGAUAACAUAAAGAAAGCCUUCUCCAAAGAGAAAAUGGAGAAAACCAAGCUAAAAACCAAGGAGAACUUGGAGAAGACAAAGCAGAGAACUCGUGAGAACCUGGAGAAGACAAGACAGAAAACCCGUGACAACCUGGAGAAAACCAAGCACAGCCUGGAGAAAAAGAUUGGCAAGCUCGGGACCCGCAUGACCCCAAACCAGGAGCGCAGGAUGAAAAUGAAGACCUCCAAAGACAAGGUUAAGAAGUCCCUUACUCCUGACCACACGGUCUAUGCUCGCUCCAAGACCACCGUGUACCGCGUGCCACCCUUUACCUUCCACGUUAAGAAGAUCCGAGAAGGGGAGGAGGAGGUGGUGCAGAACACAGAGCUGGAGGAUGUGACCGAGGCCGAGGGCCAGCCAGGAGGAGAGGAGAAUGGGCUGGGCAUGCAUGAGGAGGUGGAGGUGGAGGAAGGGGAGCUGGUUAGUGUAGACAGCCCUCUGUUAGAGGUGACUGAGGACUCUCAGCUGGUCAGUGUGGAGCCUGACUACCUAAAGAAGGCCCAAAGCGAAUAAAGCACUCCAGCUCUGCAGGGCUGUGAAGGAAGAGCUAAAAGGAAGAAGAGGGGGAACCGACCCUUGAUGAAUGAGUCACAAUCACAAAGACACAAUAUUAGUCACGGGAUUUUCUAGAUGUGAUCACAGUCUUUGACAAUCUCAAUGAUUUCUGAUUUCUUUUUACUGUACCCAACAGGGAUGACUUUCAUAUUUUCUCAUCUUUAGCACACAAAUAAGAAAAGCAAAACUAAAAGUUAGCUUUUGAAACAUGCUGCAGGCUGACUGGUUAUUUUAGACCUGUAUUCUUAUUGUAUUUGCUGUUUGUUGCUGGUUUGAUAAAUUGAAUGACUAUGUGAUUUAAAAAAAAAAGGUAUAAAUGGUCAUUGCUAUUGAGAUGUAAUGUGUAAUAUAACAUUUGCCAUGUAUGAUAUGCACAUUUAAGAGGUAUGGUAACAGGAAGUUGUUGGUGGGAUUUUUGUUUAAAUGGAUGGUUUCAGUGAUGUAAUGUGCACAUGCAAAACAUAAAAUAGUAAGCAAGGUUUAGGCCUACAGAAGAAAAGUGAGGAGGAACAGUUUUCCUCCACUUAAGAGUUUACAAAAACAUUAUCCCCAACACGCAAAAAAUAUUAGGACAUAAAUCUUCCAGUCACUCAGGCAUUGUGCCAAAUGCUACUUUAUAAUGUUUUUCAAUGUGAAUUAUAAAUUUAAGUCACUGAAAAUAGGACAUAAUGCCCGAUCAGUUAUAUUAGGGAGAUUAAAAUACUGACAAAUUGUACUUUCAAAAUAUUUAAAUACUCACAGAUAGCAUUACACUUACUCCUAUGAACUUGUGAUAAUACUUUUAAGAUCUACUGUUUUUCCUUUUCAAAAGCAAGUUAAUAUUUUGCUUUGAUUAAAAAAUAUAUAUAUUAUGUGUGGAAAUAUUGUCUAUUCUGGGUUCUUAAUUGGUCCCUCAUUUAAAAUUUCAGCUAUAUUAUAAUUAAAUACUCAGAGCUGGUAUCAGUGAAAUUUAGAAUGUAACCUUUUCUGCGGUGUAUCUUUACAAUGCAUGCUUAAAAAACACGGUUUGAUCAUCAUUUACUGCAAUGUUUUGAUAUAUAUUCACCGUGCUAUAUUUAUUGCAUGUGGACAUGCUGUGCUCUUCCACAGCUUUCACAGAGCACAACACGCACAGAGGAGAAAAAGAAUUACUGUUAUUCGGGUCAGAGCUUAUCACAGUACAUUUGCACAUCCCUAUUAUAUUUUCUCAAGGUAAACGCAGGCAGAGAAAUCAUGAUCUGAAGAUAAAAAUGACAGUUUAAUUACUGACUAUAUAAUAGCUGGAGAGUCAAGUAUCCUAAGAGUGAGACAGCACACGGCCAAGUCUUACGAAUGGCAUGGCACUUUAAUAAAUGUCAGAGCAUAGGAUCAGCGUGGUCUAGUCCACAACGUUUUAGCAGAAACCAUUCGCGUGUACUUCCUUUGAAUUAUAAGAGCAAUGUCCACACUGAAGCUCUCUGAUCAUAAUUCAUAAAUCGUUGUAACUAUAUAGAAGACAAUGAUGCAGGAUUAGAGGAAGCUAUGACAAUUGGAUUGUACUUAUCUGAGCCUGAUGUCAACUGGCAAUGGUAAUGUUAAAUCAUUGCCGCUUUUGAUCAUGUAAGACAAGCACACAGAGCUCCAGACAGGAAGACGGUAUGGCUUUCAUUUUCCUCCCUGGACACUGUGUGUGAUCUUGAUGUGGUGUAGGCAUGCAGAAGCCCACAGUGUAGCACAGAGCACCAUUAAAAUAAUCAAUGGGCUGGGGAAUGCAAUUAAAGAGAGUGCUCCCUCUGAGGACCGAGCAAGGUAAAGAACAGCGAGGAGGACAGAGAAUAAGGAUGUGUCUGUAUGUCAGUGUGUGUGUGUGUGUGUGUGUGACUUGUCUGUCUGUCUGUCUGUCUGUCAGUGUG
Messenger RNA from Larimichthys crocea (large yellow croaker), 3520 nucleotides. RefSeq names its product caveolae associated protein 1a (gene cavin1a). Gene Ontology annotation, molecular function: rRNA primary transcript binding. The record is from RefSeq and is a predicted model, not a curated record. Gene Ontology annotation, cellular component: cytoplasm; caveola. NCBI's taxonomy places the organism in Eukaryota, Metazoa, Chordata, Actinopteri, Sciaenidae. Gene Ontology annotation, biological process: termination of RNA polymerase I transcription; transcription initiation at RNA polymerase I promoter. Bases 354 to 1607 code for a protein of 417 amino acids. The transcript is spliced from 2 exons.